AUGGCAUCAAACAAUGCCUUAAACAUCCAGUCAUGCACCGUUCAAGACGAUGACGUCUUUAGACCUGUUGUCGCGUCCUCGUGUCGUGGCAGCUUCGACUUCACGCUGCUCUUCGAGCAAGCCAUCUUCUCUUGUAGCCCUUUAGCCCUUUUUCUGCUCAUCGUACCCCUCAGAAUUAUCUGGCUCUACGGACGCCCUAUUGUCACAUCUCAGCGUCACUGAGCGCUACUGAAGAAAACUGCUGCUAUAACGCUUCUAGUAGCUGCUUAACUAAUCUUGUUAAUACUGUAGGCAACGAAGCCUGCUCUGCGAACAUUGCUGAUACCCCCCAGAAGCAAUCACCGGGGUCUAGAACAGGACGUUGUUCUUAUGGCUCAAUUCGCUUUUCCUCAAGGGUUUUAAGAGGUUACUAUCGCUCGAUGAUCUAUAGGAAAAUCCUCCAAAUCUAUCUUCUAAGAAGUUACGGGAUGAGAUGCACAUCACAUAGGAUCGACGAUG
Messenger RNA from Periconia digitata, 498 nucleotides. Lineage: Eukaryota; Fungi; Ascomycota; Dothideomycetes; Pleosporales; Periconiaceae. The record is from the annotation of a GenBank genome assembly.